AUGCACAGAGGUUGCAAAAAAGAAAUCUACUUAAAGAACCCAGAGGAAUCCUUUGGUCAUUUUUCACACAGGAUCAACAGACAUUCAGGAGGAGCCUCUGCUCUAUGUGGGUUUCUGAGUUUCCACCUGCAAAAGUCCUCCGGAAAGGCGCUGUUUAACCUGAGCUGCAGCCAUCUCAAUCUUGCUGAAAAGGAAUAUUUUGGAUUGGAAUUCUGUAGCCAUUCUGGAAAUAAUGUCUGGUUGGAACUUCUGAAGCCUAUUACAAAACAAAUUAAAAAUCCUAAGGAAGUUGUUUUCAAAUUUAUGGUGAAAUUUUUCCCAGUGGACCCUGGACAUCUGCGGGAAGAGCUUACAAGAUAUCUCUUUACUCUGCAAAUAAAGAAGGAUCUGGCAUUAGGAAGACUCCCAUGCAGUGACAACUGUACAGCGCUGAUGGUGUCUCACAUCUUGCAAUCAGAGCUGGGAGACUUUCAUGAAGAAACAGAUAGGAGCCAUCUGGCGCAAACCCGGUACUUACCAAAUCAAGACUGUUUAGAAAGCAAGAUCAUGCACUUUCAUCAAAAGCACAUUGGCAGAAGCCCAGCUGAAUCAGACAUUCUUCUACUGGAUAUAGCAAGGAAGCUGGACAUGUAUGGGAUCAGGCCACACCCUGCCAGUGAUGGGGAAGGCAUGCAGAUCCAUCUGGCUGUGUCUCACAUGGGAGUACUGGUGUUACGGGGAAACACGAAGAUCAAUACCUUCAGUUGGGCUAAAAUUCGCAAGCUGAGUUUUAAGAGAAAGCAUUUUCUUAUCAAACUUCAUGCCAACAUCUUGGUGUUGUGCAAGGAUACCUUGGAGUUCACCAUGGCCAGCCGAGAUGCUUGCAAGGCUUUCUGGAAGACUUGUGUGGAAUAUCAUGCUUUCUUCAGACUUUCUGAAGAACCCAAAUCCAAGCCCAAAACCCUGCUCUGCAGCAAGGGCUCCAGUUUCCGCUAUAGUGGAAGAACCCAAAGGCAACUCUUGGAAUAUGGGAAAAAAGGGAAGCUGAAAAGCUUGCCAUUUGAAAGGAAACAUUACCCAUCUCAGUACAAUGAACGACAGUGCAGGUCCUCGCCAGACCUUCUCUCUGAUGUGUCAAAACAGGUGGAGGAUCUGAGAAUUGCAUAUGGCAGUGUGCACUACCGGAAUGUGAAUGGAGUGCACGCAUCUGAACCUACGCUAGACAGUAGGAGAAGGAACUCUGCAGUGGAGGUGACCUUUGCAGCUGAGCUGGAGAGGUCCAAACCAGAGGCAAAUCCACCCACAUUACACCAGUCCCAGAGCAGUUCCUCCUUCCCUUUUAUUUACACAGACCCUGUCUUCAGCACCGAUCCCGAUCCUGAUGACUCUGACCCCAGAGACUACUUUGAGGAGAGGAGUCCUCUGAGUUCCUUCCAAACGGGGUGUAAGUUUGCCGACAGUCACAUAAGCAAACCUUCUGGCCUUACCAGCAAAGUGAGCCCAGCAAGGCAGCUGACAUACACAGAUGUGCCCUAUAUUCCUUGCACUGGUCAGCAGGUGGAUAUUAUGCCACCCCAAGUGUUUUUUUAUGUGGACCGACCCCCUCAGGUGCCCAGGCGAUCUCCAAUAAUGGGAGAGGAAAGGGAAAGCCCAGACAGCUAUCUAGAACCCACUGCAAUGAAGCCAGCCAAAAGAAGUCCUAGGAACAUCAGAAUGAAGAGAUUUCAGCAAGACUUUCAUGAACUCCAAGAAACUAUGGCCAGGACGAGUGGAGAGAGCAGCAUCAAUGUACAUCAAGAAGAGGAUGACUCAAAUUUAGAAGAUGUAUUUGCAUAUAAUACUGAAGAGCCAAUCCCUAAACGGUCUCAGAGUCAAUCAGACAUGAAAAUGAUCCGUUUUCCUUUUGGGUCUGAAUUUAGACCUUUAGGGCCUUGCCCUGCUCUGAGUCGUAAAGCUGACCUAUUCACAUACAUGUUUACAGAGCAGGAUUUUCCAAACGUUCUAAUGGAUCAGGGAACAACAGAAAGGUAUGUAGCUAGUGAAUCCAGUGAUUCUGAGUCAGAGAUUCUUAAAACAGACUACUAUUCUUUAUAUGGCAAAGGAAUGAGAUCGCCCAUGGCUAGAAUCCGCCUAUCUUCUGGUAGUCUCCAGCUAGAUGAAGAAGAUGAAGAUGUUUCAUUCAAUGCACAAGCUGCCGAAAACAGGACUUUGCUAAAACCAUGUAAUUACUUUUUAGCUUGAGGAGUGUGAAGAGUAUGAAAACUUCUGGACAGGUUCCAUAUCACCAAAUGGGGGGUGGGCGGGUGGGUGAGAAUACAGGACUGUUUUACCUAAGUCAUUUUCUUAGCUAAGUUUCAUUGGUAUAUAGGGAGUCUUCUAAGUUUGGGCACCUUGAUUUUGAAAGAUGCAGCUAAUGCCUCAUUCCUCGAACUCCAUUCUUCUGAUCCCUCUGAUAGGACUCAAGAACAUUUCUUCACCUCUUGAGCCUUGUGGUGGCAGAGAAUUUAUCAUCUCCAUUACACAUUCCUCAUAGGAACACUGACAUGCAGGCUCUGCAACUCUAUGUUAAACAGUAUGUUUGCCUAUAGAACUGACUUCUGAUAUCACUUAAAGAAACCUAGCAAAAAGUAAACAUGUUGGUCCUUUUUGUUCUCAAACAAUGCUAUGACUCAUGGUUUCAGUCCUCAUUACUUGUGUGGGAACAAGUAAAAAGUCAUGAUAGAUGUUAAGGAUUUCAAGUUUUAUAAGGUAUGUUAAGGGGAGCAUGCCCUUCCUACGCCUUAGGAACAAGGUUAAGUCCUCUCAACAGAACCCAAGUGUAUCAUUCAUUGAAUAUGGGGCAGAGUCCUAAGCCUUUGAAAUUUAUGAAACAAUCAAUUUUUAAAGUCACAUAUAUGCCUGAUGAGAAUAUUAUGAUGUUUGACUUACAACUUAACUGUUCUGAACUAUUAUGUGUUGUAAAAGAUAGUAAGAGAUACCAUGCUGGUUUAUGUUACAAGAAUUUAAUUUUUGCCCUUAUUGCAUGUAUGUAGAAAAAGAAAUGAAAUGAAUCCCAGUUUAAUAAAGAGUGUUGGACAUUC
Molecule: messenger RNA, 3059 nt
Organism: Erinaceus europaeus (western European hedgehog)
Lineage: Eukaryota; Metazoa; Chordata; Mammalia; Eulipotyphla; Erinaceidae
Gene: FRMD7
Product: FERM domain containing 7
Exons: 12
Coding region: 1-2220 (739 amino acids)
Cellular component (GO): cytoskeleton
Molecular function (GO): guanyl-nucleotide exchange factor activity
Source: RefSeq, a predicted model, not a curated record